This is a messenger RNA of Musca vetustissima, 863 nucleotides long. RefSeq lists its product as uncharacterized. The coding region runs from base 237 to 863 and encodes 208 amino acids. The record is from RefSeq and is a predicted model, not a curated record. NCBI's taxonomy places the organism in Eukaryota, Metazoa, Arthropoda, Insecta, Diptera, Muscidae. The transcript has 2 exons.
CCGCCACAGAACACACUUGGGUAUCAACAAACGUUUAUGAGGAUUUGCCUCCAUUCGCCAUUCAUGCCGGUAAUGACUCAGAUGGUGAUGACAUCUAUGUUGGACGUGCCUAUCACAAUGGUGAUUUGUUGCCAUGCAAAGUGAUUCCCAACAAGAAGCAGGCCUACGUUGCCUGGGGCGGUGAGGAGCACAACAAACAUGAUGUUGAAAUUCUAACAGGUCAUCAUUAUGUGUGGAUGCCCGCCAGCUAUGGCUCUGUACCACCUCAUGCAUUGCGUGUUGGCACUACCAGUGAUGGUGAACCUUUGUAUGUGGGUCGUGGUCAUCAUUGCGGCAGUUUGACACCCGGCAAAGUCCAUCCCUCUCAUGGCUGUUUGUACAUCCCCUAUGGUGGUGCUGAAGUCAAAUUGGAACACUACGAAGUUUUGGUCCAACCUGAAACCUGGAUUUCCUCUUGCGGCACUGACAUUUUGCCCGGCACCGUUCAUGGUGGUACCGACUGCGAUGGCCAGGAUAUCUAUGUUGGCCGUGCCUAUCACAAUGGUGAUCUUUUGCCCGCUAAAGUUAUUCCCGGCAAGGGUUGUGCCUAUGUGGCCUACGGUGGUUGCGAACAUGUGAAGCAAGACUUUGAAUUGUUGGUCGGCUAUGGUUACGGAUGGGUACCAGAUUCCAAUGGCGGUGUUCCACCCGGUGCUGUUGUCUGUGGCCGCACUUCUGAUGGUGAACCUUUGUACAUUGGUCGUGGUCACUGGAGCGGCAGCUUGACACCCGGUAAAGUCCAUCCUUCUCAUGGCUGUCUGUACAUUCCAUUCGGUGGUCAAGAGGUGCGUCUUGACAACUAUGAAGUUUUAGUCAGAUCUUAA